AGAAACAAAAAUAUUAAAAACUUAUAAUCAAAAACAAAGAAACCUUAACAAGUGAAGUGUGUGCUGGGAAGUUCAUCGAAAAACUUCAAAUAAAUCUUAGAUAAAUCCCCACCAUGAGUCUGCCGUCGGGUGUGGACAUGCAGAAUCUGAUGUCGCAGCAUCCGGUUUUGGGUGCCCUGCCACCUGCUUUCUUCCUACGAGCCGCCUCCGAACGCUAUCAACGGACGCCCAAGUGCGCCCGCUGCAGGAACCAUGGCGUGGUCAGCGCCUUGAAGGGCCACAAACGCUAUUGCCGCUGGCGGGAUUGUGUCUGCGCCAAAUGCACGCUAAUUGCGGAACGCCAAAGGGUUAUGGCUGCUCAGGUGGCACUCCGUCGCCAGCAGGCCCAGGAAGAGAACGAGGCCCGCGAACUGGGCCUCCUAUACACCUCCGUUCCUGGCCAACAAAAUGGCAGUGACAGUGCCACGCCCACACCGCACAGCCCUAAUCACAGCGGUGGCAGCGGUGGUUCCGCCAGCGGAGGAUCCGGCCAGAAUGGCGUCUUUCACGGCGGCAUUCCCUCGCCACCGAGCGACGGCUUCGAGCCCAGCUCCACUCCCAAUCAUCACCAGCAGUCGCAGCAGCAACAGUCGCACCACCAGCAGCAGCACAGCCACCAGCACCCGACAUCCCAGCGAUUCAAUGGCAACGAAUCCGACACGGAUCUGCGCACCCGUUCCGAGCACCUCAGCGUGGGCUUCUCGCCCACGAGAACCGAGUUGGACGAGAGUCCCGUUUCCAAGCGUGGCGCCGCCUUGUCCAACGAAACCGACCAGGACACGGGCUCCGAGUCCGGGUCACCGAGCAGUCCGCGGCCCAAGGUCGCGGGCCUCUUCAAUCUGACCGCCAGCUUGUCGCCCGCCCGCACAGGACCGCCCAGCUCGCCGGAAUCCGAUUUGGAUGUAGAUUCGGCGCCCGAUGAGGCCACCCCCGAGAAUCUGAGUCUCAAAAAGGAGGACAGCCAAUCGCCACCGAAUACGCCCGCCGAGAAUCUGCAUUUGCUGCGAUCCUUUGGCAGCAGUCAUGCCCAGGGUUUCCUGCCAUAUCAUCACACGCAGUUCCUGGCUGCCGCCGGUUUGCCCGCCCACCACCACCCACCGGCGCACUCGCCGCACCACCAGCAGCAGCAGCAGAACCACCUACCACAGCACCACCAACAACAGCAACAGCAGCAGCAACAACAACAGCAGCAGCAACAGCAGAGAUCUCCCAUCGAUGUCCUCAUGAGGGUUUUUCCCAACCGCCGGCGCAGCGAUGUGGAGCAACUGAUGCAGCGAUUCCGCGGCGAUGUCCUUCAGGCCAUGGAGUGCAUGUUGGCUGGCGAGGAUUUGGGCCAGACACCGCCGCCGCCACAGGUGCCGCCCUCGCCGCCCUUUCCCAUGAAGUCGGCCUUCUCGCCGCUGGUACCGCCUUCCGUGUUUGGAUCGCCCACCCAUCGCUAUCAUCCCUUCAUGCAGGCGCAUGCCAAGCGGUUCCUCACGGCUCCCUAUGCUGGAACCGGAUAUCUGCCGGGAGUCCUGAGUGCGGCGGACAUAGAGCAGUCGGAGUCGAAUGGAGCGGGGGGCAUAGGCUUGGAUCGCACCAGCAACGCCGGGGAUUCCCAGGAUUGAGGCAGCGAGGUGGCCGUUUUCAGGCCUUUCGAGUAGAGCGCGAAAAUGAUCGAUAUUUUCGA
This is a messenger RNA of Drosophila takahashii, 1711 nucleotides long. It is a transcript of the gene dmrt99B, whose product is annotated as doublesex-Mab related 99B. Lineage: Eukaryota; Metazoa; Arthropoda; Insecta; Diptera; Drosophilidae. Gene Ontology annotation, cellular component: nucleus. Gene Ontology annotation, biological process: regulation of transcription by RNA polymerase II; sex differentiation. Gene Ontology annotation, molecular function: protein binding; RNA polymerase II cis-regulatory region sequence-specific DNA binding; DNA-binding transcription factor activity, RNA polymerase II-specific. The record is from RefSeq and is a predicted model, not a curated record.